UUGUUUGCUAGCUAGCCUGCUUAGUAAGGUUGGCUUCAUAGCAAUCACAGAAAAAUAAAGUGGUGACAGCUGCAUAGAAGUACGGUAUUUGACAAGAGUUAAAGGGUAUAUUGGGAGGUGGUGUCCCGUCCCCCAGGCCGUUUGCAUGGUGUACUGUACUACCCGAUAGGAUCAUGUAGUGGAAUGGUAACGUUAGUGGGUUUUUAAUGAGUGUAGGUGACAGCUGCAGAGAAAUACCUUGGUGUACGAGAGGAGAGGGGGGUGAUUUUAAUGAAAUAGGUGUAGGGUUAGUUGGUGGAUUUAUUUAUUUUAGGAACAGGAAUAAUGAGAAUUUAAUGUAGGUAGGAAAUGACUGGCCUCACUUUAGUACAGCAGCGGUGUAUGCACAUUUAAAUUGUAUGCGAUAGGCCAAUCCCGAAGAAGGAGAAUCAAAUCAAAUGUAUUUAUAAAGCCCUUCUUACAUCAGCUGAUAUCUCAAAGUGCUGUAUAGAAACCCAGCCUAAAACCCCAAACAGCAAUGCAGGUGUAGAAGCAAUGCAGAGAAGAGGCUAGCUGGCUUGUGCUUGUAGUCAAAUCAUUUAAAAAAAGAUGUUCAACGAAAUCGUUUUUCGUGCGCGUGUAGUGUCCGUUAUGGAAACUUUAACAGCAGCAGCCGUGCGAGCAGUGUAUCAAAUAAUGGAAGAAAGCUACGCUGCCCUUCGUGUGGAAAUGGAGUGUAGCCAUGAACCGAACAAGAAGCCCCUGACGAUGGAGAAGGAGACUGUGCAAGCAUUUAACCCUUGCCGUUCUCCUGAUCGUAUACAAAUGGAAGGUUUGAGAAAGACCCCUGUUGAUGAACAGCAGGAUGAAGACGAGGCCAGCGGUGCUGAUAUGGAAGAUGAUCCCAUGGACCACGAUGAUCUCACAGGUCAUGAUGAUUACACUCCACUGUUACCGAUGUCAUCGCAAGGACCAUCACAGCCUGUUAAACCAAAGACCACAUCCUCUCUGGUUAAGCUUACAGAAGAUGAGGUGCACCAUUCGAUUGUUCCUGUCAAUGCUCUACUAUCACUCACAAGAUGCACAACCUGCUGCAAAUUGUUCCACUGUCCACUUUGUCUCAGCUUUAAACCAACCAAACGCUCAGGAUUACAGCGCCAUGUUGAUGUGCACCUGAAAAAUGCAGUGUCCUUCAAAGGUGUGCGGAUGUUUUAACCAUGUAGUCUGGUAGAUUGUAUUAUCGUUCUUGUCAAGAUGUGCUUUACUCAUUUCCGUCUCAU
Messenger RNA from Oncorhynchus mykiss (rainbow trout), 1259 nucleotides. The record is from RefSeq and is a predicted model, not a curated record. NCBI's taxonomy places the organism in Eukaryota, Metazoa, Chordata, Actinopteri, Salmoniformes, Salmonidae.